Molecule: messenger RNA, 6019 nt
Organism: Acipenser ruthenus (sterlet)
Lineage: Eukaryota; Metazoa; Chordata; Actinopteri; Acipenseriformes; Acipenseridae
Product: atrophin-1-like
Exons: 8
Coding region: 451-3996 (1181 amino acids)
Source: RefSeq, a predicted model, not a curated record
GAGAGAGAAUUGGUACGGCACAGACACACACACACACACACACGCACGCACGCACGCACACAGACACACACACACACAGACACACACACGCACACACGCACACACGCACAUUCAGACACACACGCACACGCACAGUCACAGAGAGGCGCUCCAUCACAGUUAAGUCGGUCGGACUAGCUGCUGCCUGCCAGUCUGCCUGCAUGCCUAGACCCCACGCUCGCUGCAGGAUCGAUAGCGGCUUUUGUUUGUAUUUUUAAAUCAAGACCGAGACACGAUCGCUCCUCGACGACCGAACUACAAACCGAACCUGCUCCACGUCCAGACUGCGCUGAACUAAACAGAAGCACGCAGUCUUGUGCGGGUAAGGGGAGAGGCGGACUCUUCCCGAUUCCUGUCAUGUCUGCUCGCUAGUACUCCCCGAUCUCUAUGGUGCCACCCCCGCUCUGAGACAUGGUCUCCCCUGCAGCUCUGUGUGUCUGCCUGCUUGCCUGGGGCCUGGGGCUGGGCUCUACCACUCCAGUCCCGGAGAGGGGAGCAGCCCCAUGUUCCCCCACAUCCUUCCAGGGAGAGACGAGCAGCCCAGUGACAGGACUUGAACUGGCCUCUCCUGCAGACAAAGGGAACGAAACAGGAGAAAGGAGGGAGGAGAAAAAAUGCCUAAGGAGCACUGCUGCCUCGCCCCCUGCUCCCAUACUGGGAACAGGAUUUGGGGUGCUGUCACAGAAUCCCCUGCAGUCAGCCCUUGUUGUCAGCACCCCCGAGGAGUCUGAGCAGCCCGGGACAGUGCAGCUCCUCUCUGGGAACCCAAGCCUAAGUGCUGUAGAACUGACAGCGUUGCCUGGAGACGUUGCUAGGAUACCGUCCUCCCCUAGCCCCGUUGCCAUGGGCACCACAAACCGCACCCCAUUGGUCAAUCAGACUCCAGAAAGAGAGGGGGCGGCUCAACACGGUCUGGAGCUCCUUUCUGGAAGCAAAAAUGCAAAGAGAAGGGCGGGUGGAGAGAAGGGAGAGAGGGGAAAGGGGGAUGGAGUCACAGAGAAGCUGCCAGCCCCAGGAAGGGGCACAAUAGCGGGGCCUGCAAGAGGGAGAGACGGGGGGAUGACUGAAAGCAGACUUUUGUCUUGGGGGCAGCGUCUCAAUAUAAAGGCUGGAGGGGCCCCUAGUGAGGUUGUUGGAGGCAACCAGGCUUGGGGGUUGAAUCCUACAGGGUUAGGCACAGCCUCGAUACCUUCUAGUAUCAUGGAAGCAGCAACCACAGGGGCAGUGAAACCCAGUGCAGUGACUGCAUCACAGCACCCCCUGAUGAGAGGGCCAGUGGAGCCCAACUGGGGCACAGCUAGACAGGCUGGAGCAGUCCAGCAGGGGGCAGACUCCACACAGCGAGGGGGUGAGAUGGAAGAUGGAAUCCGAGCAAGUCCGGAACAUCCUGGGAAGACAGAAGAGGAGGAGGAGGAGGGACCAGGAGAUCGGGAAUCGGACAGGGAAUUGCUUCCGAAACCCAGGAAGACUGGGAAGAGUGAGAGGCUCAGGGGUGGAACAGCAGAACGGCACAAGGAGAGAGCUGGGUUAGCAGAGGAAGUCCCGGGUGCGAGAGAUACCCAAACCGACGGUGUGCAAAGGGGCUGGAAAUCAGAAGAGAGCAGGGCUGGACUGAGGAACUCAACGCUGCUGAAGAUACAGCCCACACCAGACGAGACCAAGUCAUCUCAGACAGGCAUCGCAGUGCGUCCCCAGUACCCGGGUGUAUCGGGUGUAAAGGAUACCUGGCAUUCUCAAGGGUUCCUCGGGGAGCCUGGGAUCAGCCUGACACACAGUCCCGAGGGGGGGCUAAUAUCCAGCUCUGCUCCCUCCCCCAACCCCACCGUGUCACAUCCUGGGACAGGGGGCCCCACACUGCAGGAGGCAGAUUCCUCUGCUCUGUACAGCGUGACAGAGUCUCACCAGACCUCAGCAGCAGAACUCCUCUCCAGUUCCACACAGGAUCCCCUGACUGCAGCGGAGACAGCCACUCACUCCUUAAGAGAACCUACUGUAGCAGAAAAUGAGGGGACGGCUGUCACUCUACCCCCCGAAGGGGCCCCGCUGCCAUCAGAACCCUUCAUCUCAGUACCCCGUGAAGGGACCCCACUUGUGUCAGAGUCAACCAUCACUGUACCCCCUGAAGAGAUCUUAUCACAGUCACCUGACUCUGUACCCCUUGAAGAGAUCUUACCACCAUCACCUGACUCUGUACCCCCUGAAGAGAUCUUACCACAGUCACCUGACUCUGUACCCCCUGAAGAGAUCUUAUCACCAUUACCUGACUCUUUACCCCCUGAAGAGAUCUUAUCACAGUCACCUGACUCUGUACCCCCUGAAGAGAUCUUACCACCAUCACCUGACUCUGUACCCCCUGAAGAGAUCUUACCACAGUCACCUGACUCUGUACCCCCUGAAGAGAUCUUGCCACCAUCACCUGACUCUGUACCCCCUGAAGAGAUCUUACCACCAUCACCUGACUCUGUACCCCCUGAAGAGAUCUUGCCACCAUCACCUGACUCUGUACCCCCUGAAGAGAUCUUACCACCGUCACCUGACUCUGUACCCCCUGAAGAGAUCUUACCACAGUCACCUGACUCUGUACCCCCUGAAGAGAUCUUACCACCAUCACCUGACUCUGUACCCCCUGAAGAGCUCUUAUCACAGUCACCUGACUCUGUACCCCCUGAAGAGAUCUUAUCACCAUCACCUGACUCUGUACCCCCUGAAGAGAUCUUAUCACAGUCACCUGACUCUGUACCCCCUGAAGAGAUCUUACCACCAUCACCUGACUCUGUACCCCCUGAAGAGAUCUUAUCACCGUCACCUGACUCUGUACCCCCUGAAGAGCUCUUAUCACAGUCACCUGACUCUGUACCCCCUGAAGAGAUCUUACCACAGUCACCUGACUCUGUACCCCCUGAAGAGAUCUUACCACCAUCACCUGACUCUGUACCCCCUGAAGAGAUCUUAUCACCGUCACCUGACUCUGUACCCCCUGAAGAGCUCUUAUCACAGUCACCUGACUCUGUACCCCCUGAAGAGAUCUUACCACAGUCACCUGACUCUGUACCCCCUGAAGAGAUCUUACCACAGUCAUCUGACUCUGUACCCCCUGAAGAGAUCUUACCACCAUCACCUGACUCUGUACCCCCUGAAGAGAUCUUAUCACCAUCACCUGACUCUGUACCCCCUGAGGGAGCCCCACUGGUUCCAGGCUGGUCAGACGCUGCAGAUGAUCUAGAUGAAGUCCCUCCCCUUCUCUCCGAAACCCUGCCUCCCGGAAUCUUUAACAUUUCAGAAACCCCGCCCCCCGGACCCUUGAAAAGUUCAGAAACCCCGCCUCAUGGAACGUUCAGAAAUCCCAAAACUGCACCCUCUGGAACAUUUGGAAAUCCCGAAACCCCGCCCUCCAGAAUCUUCACAUCAGAAACCCCGCCCCUGACAACCAGACUGCCCCCGACGUCUGUCACUAUGGCAACCAGCCUGAUGUGGCCGCCCGCCGAAGCUCGGCUGGAUGAUCUGGAGAAACUGGAGUCUGAAGAGGAUCGAGAAGAUAAUGUCAGUGAGGAUGAAGACGAGGAGGAGGAGGAGGAGGAGGAGGAGCCCCCCAACUCUGAUGAAGCUGAGAGUGUGGAGGAGAGUGAGCCCCCGGAGGUCUCCACGACCACCCCCUUGCACAGCCACACCCCCUUCCAUCUGCCAGAGGGGUCCGAGUGGGCACAGCGAAACCAGGGGCUGGUGCGAAGCUGGGUGGAGAAAAUUCGAGAUAAGGCUGGCUAUGUCUCGGGGAUGCUGGCUCCGGUGGGGAUCGGUAUCGUGGGUGCUCUGUUCAUCCUGGGCGCGCUCUACAGCAUCAAGGUGAUGCACCGCAAGAGGAGGAGCGGCUUCAAGAGGCAGCGGCGGAAGCACGGGGAGAUGAGCAACAGGCAGGACCGCGUGAUGCUAUUGGCCGACAGCUCAGAGGACGAGUUCUAAUCCCUCCCACAACCCCGCCCCCCUCCAGCAAUAAGCAUCGCCCCAAGUCUUGUUAUUGCCCUGCCCCCCUCGGAGGCAGCUCUCAUCUUCAUGACAUCAUCGAGAGAGUGCUGUGCCAGGCUGCGCUGUGUUCAUCUGCACAAGAUACUGCAAUCCCUCCUUCCUCUCACACUGGAGACAGAGAGAGGGAGGAGAGAGACAAAGAGAGACUGAACUAGGGAUGAGAGGUGGGAGUGAGACAGAGAAUGAAGGGGUAGAGAGGGAGAGAAGGAAGGGGUGAGAAUGAAAGAAGGUAGAGUGAAGAGGUGAGGAGAGGUGGACGGGAGAGGAGAGAGAGAAAAAGAAGGGUAGGAUGAAGAUAGAAGGGAGAGAGUAAAAUAAGGGAGAACGCAGUUGAAGGGGUGAGAGAGAGGGAAGAGGGGUGGUAUACAAUUUCACAGGAGAACGGGGAGGGGUGACAGAGAGAGAGAGUGGGAGGGGAGAAAGACCAGAGGUGAGAGAGGAAGAGUGAGCUAGAGAAGGAGCAAUGGAAAAAGAGAGGAGCAGGGGUGGAGAAGUGUUUGUAGACAGAUAGCUUCCACAGGUAGAUAGCAGAUAGAGGGAAGGGCUCCCAGUUAGAAAGAUGGAUGAGUGUUUUACCAGCCAUGGCACGAGAACGCACAGACACAGGACCCACAGCUCUUACACACAAGCUGUAUUGCUGGAGAACAGAUACGCUGAGGCACCGUGGCAAAGGAGGGCACGCGUUUGAACUGUUACACAAUCUGAGAUGGAUCGGCCAAUCACAGUGUAAGAUAGUGCAGCCAAUCACAACUUUAGACUGAUCAGCCAAUCACACGAAACCAUCGCAUGCUUCCAUUUAAUUGAUGAUAAUUGUAAGUAUUAAUAUUGCCAGUAGUAUUAGAGGUCACAUCCCUGUUAGGACGUCCCAGCAGCCAGUGCACUUCAGCCUGGUAAGAGUGUCUGUUAAGUCUUGCGCACCAAACAUGUAAAUAGAAUUCAAAACAUCCGAUUCCUUACCUUACCGAUAACGUAGAAAACGGGAAUGGAGACAGACAGUUUGGAAUUGGAGAAGCGAGUGAGAGAUCUGGACUGUGCAAGCUGCUGACAGCAGCCUUGGAAACAGACCACGAGAGAAGCCGCAGGAGAAGGAAGAGAAGAUCCAGCAAAGCCAGUCCCGGGCCGUAGGUCUUCAGGUGCAGGACUGUUUAUUGUUUAGCUGCAGCAUGACUUCUGAUAUCUUGAAAGGUGUGCCAGGGGCUGGCUGUUACUGUUAUAGGAGUUCUGUCUCUCUGCCUGUCUCACAGAGAAGCCCCCGACACGCCCCUGCCACGCCUGCCAGUACUGUAGAGAGACGUAUUACUGUGUAUUGUAUUGUACAUGCCUCUGAUAUCAUUUGAAAUGUACAGCAGGCACGGAAGCAAAGGAAAGCACUUUGUAAACUAGUCCCAUUCCUCCUCCUCUUAGUUAUUAUGACUGUUGUUCUGGUGUUAAUAAUUUUAUUGCUGUGACUCUUGCUAUUGUUGUGACUGAGUUGCUCGUCUGACUCGUCGUGUUUUUUCAACGGUGCAGUCUUCCCUUUGCUCUCUCAGAGGAGAUCCAGGUUUGGUCGGGUCUCUUUUCAAUCAUAAACUUACCCAACCCCCCCCCCCCCCCCCCAUGCAUCAGCUUCUAAUGAAUCACAAAAACACAGAAGGUCCUCCAGAACCUGUUAAACAUACACACAUCUUUUAACAUGAGCAUUGUGAUCUGCGCAUGGGAGGAUAUCUGUACACUGGAUGAGAUGGGCAGGGAUUCUGGCAGCUCAUUAUCACAUGGUAGAGCACAGCACAGGGGCACUGCGCUUCAGGAAGCCCUGUCCUUAGGGUGAUACAGCAAGCCCAGGUCCUGUCUGCUCUGUUAUUGCAUGGAAUGUGGUGCAGUUUGAAGCAGACAUCUAUUCAAACGGACGCAAUUAGCCCAUACUCAGUUUAUUUUACUUGAUCACACUUUUCCUUAAAUAAACGAUGACAUGUGGAAUCCA